AUGCAAAACCAAAGCUUUAUAACCGAGUUUGUUCUCCUGGGACUUUCAGAGAAACCACAUGUACAGAAAAUUGUUUUCAUUAUAUUCCUGUUCAUCUACAUUGCAACAGUCUGUGGGAACCUGCUUAUAGUGGCGACCAUCAUCAGCAGUCCAGCACUCAUGGGCUCCCCGAUGUACUUCUUCCUGGUUUUCCUGUCCUUACUGGAUGCAUGUUUCACCUCUGUUAGUGCCCCUAAAAUGAUUAUAGACUGCCUCUACGAGAAGAAAACCAUCUCCUUUGGAGGUUGUAUGACCCAGAUCUUUGCUGUGCACUUCUUUUCAGGGGCAGAGGUGAUUGUCCUCACCGCCAUGGCCUAUGACCGGUAUGUGGCCAUCUGCAAACCCUUGCACUACACUUCUAUCAUGAACUCAAGACUCUGUGGCAUUCUAAUUGGAGUAGCCUGGACAGGGGGCUUUCUGCAUUCCAUUAUACAAAUUCUCUUUACUUUUCAACUUCCUUUCUGUGGCCCCAAUAUCAUUGAUCACUUUAUGUGUGACCUGUACCAAAUACUUAAACUUGCCUGCACUGAUACCUAUAUCUUUGGCCUUUUGGUGGUGGCCAACAGUGGAUUCUUCUGCAUCCUGAUCUUUUCCAUGUUGCUUGUGUCCUAUAGUGUCAUCUUGUUCUCCCUGAGAAAUCACAGCACUGAAGGACAGAGGAAAGCCCUGUCCACCUGCGGAGCUCACGUCGCGGUUGUGGUUUUGUUCUUUGUUCCAUGUAUAGUUGAAUAUGCACGGCCUCCAGCUUCUUAUUACUUUGACAAAAUAAUGGAGAUAUUCUGCAGUGUUCUAACUCCUUUACUUAAUCCUUUGAUUUAUGCUUUCAGAAACAAGGAAGUGAAAAAUGCCAUGAAGAAUCUGUGGAAUAAAAUAAUGGUCGUUUCUGUUGAAAAAUAA
This is a messenger RNA of Sorex fumeus (smoky shrew), 936 nucleotides long. RefSeq names its product olfactory receptor 4C15-like. Gene Ontology annotation, biological process: G protein-coupled receptor signaling pathway. The record is from RefSeq and is a predicted model, not a curated record. The coding region runs from base 1 to 936 and encodes 311 amino acids. Gene Ontology annotation, cellular component: membrane. The transcript has a single exon. Gene Ontology annotation, molecular function: G protein-coupled receptor activity; olfactory receptor activity. NCBI's taxonomy places the organism in Eukaryota, Metazoa, Chordata, Mammalia, Eulipotyphla, Soricidae.